AUGAUUCUUAAAAACAAAGGAAGAGCGAUAUGUCGGUACAACGAAAAUGAAGUUUUGCCAAAUGUCGAAGGAGUAGUCGGUAAACAAAAGUAUAGGACGGAUAGAAGAGAAAUACUCAAUCGCGACAUUCAUCACGCACUUCAUGCUGAUUUGAUGGAACACAUUUAUAGGACUUAUAUUCAACCAUCGAUAGAGUUUUCUCGCGAUGAUUUGUUUGAUGAAUCAGACGAGGAUUCUCAUAUGUUCUUCAACAACGAAGAUUUCGAUGACGAGAAUGAUGUUCGCGAGACUGAGGAAGAAGAUGAGGUUGAUGACGAGGAUGAUGAUUCUGAGUGA
Molecule: messenger RNA, 336 nt
Organism: Lactuca saligna
Lineage: Eukaryota; Viridiplantae; Streptophyta; Magnoliopsida; Asterales; Asteraceae
Source: the annotation of a GenBank genome assembly